This is a messenger RNA of Dioscorea cayenensis subsp. rotundata (Guinea yam), 2118 nucleotides long. RefSeq names its product zinc finger MYM-type protein 1-like. The transcript has a single exon. Lineage: Eukaryota; Viridiplantae; Streptophyta; Magnoliopsida; Dioscoreales; Dioscoreaceae. Bases 1 to 2118 code for a protein of 705 amino acids. The record is from RefSeq and is a predicted model, not a curated record.
AUGGAGAGGUUUUUUAAAUCUAUACCAAAAAGUAUUGAAACAAGAACGGGAUCAGCGUUUGAUGUAAGUAUUGUUGCACAAAAGAAAAGCCGUGUUGAGUUUGAUCCGAGUGAUAUCAUUGCUGACCCAGGGCUUCGAAAACCAAUCGAGGAAUAUGACACAGGAAUAAGAGAUCAAGUAAGGAGAGAGUAUUUGUUAAUGGGUCCAUGUCAACCAGUUGGCCACAAUUUCCCUAGAAAACAACAAGGAAAAGAUUUGAGAAGCUUUAAAGAAGUGUGGUUUCAGAAAUUUGAUUGGUUGGAAUAUAGUAUGGAGAAAGAUGCAGCUUAUUGUUUUUAUUGCUAUCUUUUUAAGCAACAAACGGGUGAUAAUCUUGGGAUUGAUGCCUUCACGAAGACAGGGUUUAGCAAUUGGAAGAAAACAAUGGAAGUUUCCACUGAGCAUGUUGGUGGAGUUAAUAGCAACCACAACAAUGCAAGGCGACAUUGUGAGGAUUUAAAAAAUCAGAGGCAAAGCGUGUCGCAUAUAUUCUCUUCUCAUAGUAGAGAAAUGGAGGUUGCAUAUAGAGCUCGAGUCACUGUUGUUUUACGUGUUGUUAGAUUUCUUCUGUUGCAAGGUCUUGCUUUUCGUGGACAUGAUGAAUCUUCAAGUUCCACUAACAGGGGCAACUUUUUAGAGAUGAUGAAUUGGUAUGGAACAGAAGUUGAAAGUGUUGGUCGUGUGAUUAAUGAAAAUGAACCUGGAAAUAAUCAAAUGACCUCUCCACAAAUACAGAAAGAAUUAGUGAGGGCUUGUGCAGAAGAGACCACGCGGGCUAUUAUUGAUGAGAUUGGAGAUAGUCAUUUCUCUAUACUUCUUGAUGAGUCUCAUGAAAAAUCAGUAAAAGAGCAAAUGGUUGUGAUUGUAAGGUUUGUGAAUAAGCAAGGUCAAGUAAUUGAAAGAUUUCUUGCUGUUGAACAUGUUGCUGAUACUUCAACCCCUUCAUUAAAGACAGCUUUGGAUGGAUUGUUUGCCCAUUUUGGUCUAUCUAUUUCUAGAUUGAGAAGGCAAGGAUAUGAUGGAGCCUCUAAUAUGAAAAGGCAAUUUAAUGGGUUGAAGACAUUAAUUUUGAAUGAAAAUCCAUUUGUUUUUUAUGUCCAUUGCUUUGCCCACCAAUUACAGUUGGUUGUAGUUUCUGUUGCGGGGAACAUUUUGGCUAUUAGUGAUUUUUUCAGCUAUGUCACUAUAAUUGUUAACAUUGUGGGUGCUUCUUGUAAAAGGAGAUAUGCAUUGCUUCAGAAGCACCAUGAUAAGAUUGUGGAGAAAUUGGAGAAAGGUGAGAUCUUUUCAGGAAGAGGCCAACAUCAAGAGACUAAUCUUGCAAGACCCGGUGAUACUAGGUGGGGCUCACAUUAUACAACUUUAAUCCAUCUAUUUACCAUGUGGGAGUCAGUAUUAGAGGUGUUAGAGAAUGUGUGUAAUGAUGGAAAUGUUGCAGAGCAAAGAGGCAUAGCAUCGGGUUUGAUACAAAGGAUGGAGAGUUUUGAAUUUAUAUUUAUCUUACAUCUGAUGAUCAAAGUACUGGGAUUAACUAAUGAUUUGUCAAAUGCCUUGCAGCAGAAAGAUCAAAACAUUGUUAAUGCAAUGGGGUUGAUUGUAACUGUGAAAGAACUUAUGCAAGACUUGAGAGAAAAUGGAUGGGGUACAUUUUUAGAAGAAAUCAAGAGCUUCUGUGUUGAAAUGUCAGUUUCAGUGCCUAAUAUGGAAGAUAGUAUACCAGUUCGUGGUCGUUCGAGACGUGGAGGGCAAUUGGUUACUUAUUACCAUCAUUAUCAUGCAGAGAUCUUUAUUGUAGUGAUUGAUUUACUUACUGCUGAGAUGAAUAACCGAUUUAGUGAAACUUCUACAGAGUUAUUAAGAUGCAUUGCUUGUCUUGAUCCAAGAAACUCUUUUUCCAGAUUCGAUCAUGGUAUGCUUGUUCGACUUGCUCAGCUUUACUCUAAUGAUUUCUCCACAUCUGAUCAUCUUAUCUUGAAAGAGCAACUUCGCAUAUAUAUUCAUGAUGUGAGAAGAAAUUCUGAUUUUUCAAAUUGUCAUGAUCUUGCAAGUCUUGAUGUGAAGAUGGUUCAAUUUGAUUAA